Molecule: messenger RNA, 1074 nt
Organism: Pestalotiopsis fici W106-1
Lineage: Eukaryota; Fungi; Ascomycota; Sordariomycetes; Amphisphaeriales; Sporocadaceae
Exons: 4
Coding region: 1-1074 (357 amino acids)
Cellular component (GO): mitochondrion
Molecular function (GO): zinc ion binding; oxidoreductase activity
Source: RefSeq, a predicted model, not a curated record
AUGAAGGCUGUUGUGAUUAACAAGUUUGUGCAGAAUUAUGCUGAAGUUCAUGUCUCCGAAAUCCCCGUUCCCAGUCCCAAUAAUGACGAGAUUCUCAUCCAUGUGAAAGCCGCGGGAGUAAACUUUGUCGACACCCUCUAUUCUCGAGGUCUCCAUCAGAAUAACCGCAGGCAUGUCACUCCUCCGUUCACUUUGGGCCUCGAGUUCGCCGGUGAGGUCAUCUCUGCACCGGCAUCGUGUUCUUUUCCUCCGGGUUGCCGAGUCUUUGGUGCCUGCUUGGGCGCCUAUGCCGAAUACUUGGCAUUGCCUGCUUCGAAUGCCACGGCCUUGCAUCACAUGCCGCCUGCUUGGUCUUACCGACAAGCUGCCUCAUUGGGCGCGACUCUGCCCGUCUCGUACGGUGCUCUCAAGCUUCGCGGCGCUCUGAAAUCUGGAGAAACUGUCCUCGUCCAUUCCGCAGCAGGCGGGCUGGGUCUGGCCGCUGUGCAAUUGGCCAGGGCCCUUGGCUGCCGGGUAAUCGGAACAGCUGGGUCAACGCUCAAGUGCGCGAUUGCAGAGAGGUUCGGCGCUGAAAAAUGUAUCAACUAUACUGCCAAUACAAAAUGGUGGGAAGAGGUAAAUCGCCUGACAGGCCAGAAAGGCGUGGACAUUGUCUUCGACUCUGUGGGCUUGGUAAGCGAUAGUCUACGCUGUCUAGUACACCGAGGUCGGUUGCUUGUCAUGGGGUUUGCUGGACGAGAAGGUAAUCUGGAAGCCGUCAAGAUGAAUCGAGUCUUGCUCUCUCAAGCCAUCAUUAUUGGUUAUGUCAGUAUUCAACUCCCACUCCUCUCCCCACAAAAGCUGCGUUUUGGAGAAUCAGAGCGACGCGACCCGGCAGAGUCUGUGCAGAUAUGGACGGAAUUAUUGCCAUUGAUCGAGGCUGGUCAGAUCAAGCCGGCCGUCUACGCCGGUAAGUACCAGGGCUUGGAAAGCGUGCCGACGGCUCUUGAAGAUAUAGCUGCUCGUAGAGUGUGGGGGAAGGCGGUCAUACAGAUUAGCACGGCAGAUGAUCAGAGCGAAAGAGCACAGCUGUGA